UCCUGUUAUGUAAUGAUAUAAUGGUGAUUUACGGAUCGCACAUGGCACCAGUGAUGCCCGAGGAUUCCUAACCCCGUUUUUGUUUGGUUUGAUUUGUUGUUGUUUUUUUGUUUGUUUGUUUUAUGUGUUUGUUUUUUAAUGGCACCCAUGUCAACGCUUCUGUGGCUCCUGAUCUGCGUGGUCGCCUUUGCAGGAUGCGCGGCCGAGGUGUGUGCGGGAACGCGCUGCCCGGGCGCUUGUGCAGGCGGACGGUGCGCCUCGGGUCGCGCGGAGACGUUGAGGCGCCCGGCCGUACCGUACACCAUCAUUCACCCGCGCCACCAGGAGAACACCAGGAGUAACAGUGACACGACGGAGGCGCAGGCGCGAGCACAAGCACGCGACGGAUGCGCUGGAGACGGGCAGUGCGCGCAGGCCAAGCGCCGUCCGUGCGCCGGGCGCGAGUGCAUUACGCACAUGCGCGACGGAACAGAGCGCGCGCCCCGGGAGUUCGGAACCCAGAACGGGAUUCAGCUCGCGUGUGACGUCAAGUCAGGCACUAAUGAAGUCCCCUCUGAGGAUGCCCUGGUGCUGCAGAUUCACUUGGCUAAGGGGCAGGAGAAGCUUGUGCAGGAGCUCCGAGCUCAGCAGGAUGAGGUCAGGCAUCUCCAGAAUGGGUUGAAGGAUCAGCAGGACAUCCUGCAGGCCCAGCAGAAGGAGAUUCUGGAACAACAGCGGAGGAUUUUCGACCAGAUGGAGCAAGUGAAGGUGCAGUACCGCCUAGUUACGGACAUCUUCAGAAAUGCUGACCAAUACAAAGAUCUCGAGAGUCAUCUGGACAGCAUCAGAUCUGAGAUAAGGACACACACCAUGGAGGCUUAUACCAUGCCUACGGUGGACAUGGACGAGAGUGUGAUGGAGUUUGGAAGGCAAAUGCGUGGUUGCAGCUCAUGUCAAGCAAAUGAGUAUUGUGAUUUUAGUGGGGCUUGGCCGAGAUGCGAGAAGUGUACCGUUUGUCUACCAGGAUUUUUCCUGGUGUCCCAGUGCUCCAUUCACUCUGACAGGAUGUGUCAGGACAGAGAUGAAUGUUUGGAGAUACAGCACUUAUGUGGUGAUGAACAUCAGUGUCUCAACACGCCAGGUGGAUUCAGAUGUACAGGAAUGUCAGCAGAAGACGCAGCUGCUGGAAUGUGCGGUCACUCUUAUUUCUACAAUACCGAGCUGCAGGAAUGCCAGGCUUGUUCAGAAUGUGAUUCCCAGAACAUGGCAUAUUCUUGCUCAGCUAUGAGGGACACAGUUUGUUCCAGCUCAUCUGAGACCAGAUUGUCCCUUUCCUGGUAUGGCGAGGUGUCUCCAGUCCAAGGUGCCAAGUUUCCCAACAUGCAGUUGCACAUCCAAGGCCACAGUGAUGGAACACUUGUUUCUUGCACAAACAGUUGGUUAGUUCUGCAUCAGCACGGACUUGUCUGGGUCGACCAUAACCUAGCUUUGAGGCACGGAUGCCGUAGUUUUGUCCAAGCUGGCUUGAGGGUGAAUUCCAGCGAGGAUGGAGGAAGGGACCUAAGCGGUGUGCGCAUGGAGCAAAGGGACGGAAAAUCCCUCCAGAGCAUCAGUGUAACUGGGGUGACCAUUGUGGAUCCAGGUCACACAUUGUCCCUGUUUCUCAAGAGCACUAGUAAUCAUUGUAAUGCUGAAAAUGAGAGAGUGCACCUUCAAAGUGGCCUUGUGGCACCAUUCAGCUUGCUUUGGCUUUCUCAUGAUACGGGUGCUGUAGCUAUGACUGCUCAGACAGUGGUUUCAGCUCAUUUCCAUACCAAUUACCAACCUUCCUUUCGUACGUCUUCCGUCUCUGAUCCCUACAUGGUGACUCUGACCCAUGACAAUCGUGGUAUACGCUUUACAGAGAAGGGCACAGUGAAAUUUGUCCUGCAACAAGCAGUCUACUCAAUGGGUCAAGCCUGUAUAUCUGAGGGAUUCUUCAUGCUAGUUUAUGUCAACCGCAACGGAAGCAGUGUUGAACUGACGCGAGUCUUCAAGCCCGGUGUUCACUACAGAGACACAUCCAUAUCUCUUUCUGCUGCCGCCGCAGUGGAUGCUGGAGACACUCUCACUUUUGAAAUUCUAGCACCAGCGGAGUGCAGUGUGCGGUACUUCAGUGACGACUCUGGAAUUAGCAUGCUAAGUCUGAUGUGGAUCCCAUCAUCUGUGUCCUCUUCCCUAUCAGCUACAGUAUCCAACAGAGGUCUUCCAUUUGGUGCUGUAAGGAACAAGCCCUUGUUUUUUCACCAAACAUCUCCUGCAGUGGCUCAACUAGAACUAGCUAGCACAAACAAGCCACACGCACAUCGUAAUUUUAUCUUCAGGGAGGCAGGAACAGCUAGCAUAGCUCUGGACUUGAGGCUGAUACACUCCUGCAGCGUGAUUGAACUUACUUUGGUUCAGCAGGGAACAACACCAACAGUCCUCGCUCGCCAAAUCGGGGGUCAGAUGCCAGAAGGGAGUGAAUGGGCUAGCUUAGGCCUCAGGGUGUCAGUUAUGGUGCAAAACAGCACUGAAGUGUACGUCACAGUGGACUGCGUGCGCGGGCGCAUUAACCAGAUCGCCCAUGAAGCAGGAAGUAGCAUUUCCUUUCUCUGGAUUGCAGCAUGAAUUUAACAGGAAGUUAUAGCUUUUAUAUCUUCUACAGCAUAACAAAAAUUAAGGAAGUCAGAGGUUUUCGCAUGUUUGUAGCUUUAUAUUUAGCUUAGCACAGAUUGCGGUGAUUAUCUAGACUAGCGUGAUUAGCAUGAUUAUAUCUUGCUAGUUCUCAUGGUGACACUGAAUGAUUUUUUUUUAUAUUGUUAAAUGAUAGCUAUGUGACAACAUGCUGUGUGUGUGUGUGUGUGUGUGUGAGAGUGUGUUUGUGAAACUCAUUGCCAUUGUCUAUAUAGCUUAGCUUUAGCAUUGAGGUUACAGCCUGCGUUCAUGUUUAAAUCUUUUUGAGUUUUAUUUUGUUUAAUUAUACGUAUUUAAAUGUCAAGUAAACACUUUAUUCAGCUGCUGUCAUGUGGGUUUAACGUUUAUCGUUUAAAAUGUUUAUCUUAAUAACCAAAGACUAGUAUUUAUAUUCAGAAUAUAUCAGUGUGUAUUGUGUCAGCUAGUACCAUAACAGCAUAUCUUACUUUUCUAGGAUUUUUGUAACGGCAUUUAAUUUUUUGUGACACAUUUAUUCCUUAAUACCAAAUGUAGCUGUGGCUGUUUUAUAAAUCAGUCCAUAUGAGAACAAGACAAUGCUGUGAAUGAAGUGAAUAUAUCAAUACAAAGUGCCUGAAAAAGCUAAAACGUCCCACACGCUAUGGGUAGCUAAUGUCGGCUAAAUGAAUAGCCUCGUUAGUUAGUUAGCCUUGACUAGAUUUAUUAAAGUCAGUAAUGCAGAUGAAAUGGAGAUGAGGACCUACAAACUAUAAGCUUGCUGGCAUGUACAUAGCAUUAGCUCACAUUAGCAUCUACUG
Messenger RNA from Tachysurus vachellii, 3470 nucleotides. RefSeq lists its product as uncharacterized. NCBI's taxonomy places the organism in Eukaryota, Metazoa, Chordata, Actinopteri, Siluriformes, Bagridae. The transcript is spliced from 4 exons. Gene Ontology annotation, molecular function: calcium ion binding; protein binding. Bases 139 to 2628 code for a protein of 829 amino acids. The record is from RefSeq and is a predicted model, not a curated record.